GUGCGUGACCAUAUUUCUCCUCAAGCCCUACCAAUCCAUUGCUCAGAUGCCAAAUAGUCGCUCAACCAAUGAGGUUGAGCCUGCUGGUCUUUGAAGUCUCCUGGGGACUCUUCAACUUUCGGCGUAGUGGCUCUAGAAGCACCUUUAAUCAGGCAAUUAGACCCGGGCUUCAUGCAUGGCUGAUAAACGACGGCUAGGAGGUGCGUUGCUCGAUCUGGAAACCCAGUCAGGGGAGGUGUUCGGAGCCGUUCUGAUCCAUCCAGUAAACACCGACUCAUCGCACCGACGGCAACCGUAUGAGUGCGAGCCAUUGCAGCAUACUGUAACUCCAGACAGGACAUCGACUGGGAACGAGCACGAAUCAUCAGCGGAUAAACGUCGUCUUCAACAUCAGCAGCAGUCGCCAGAUCAACCGCAGGGGACUAGAUCGCACGGCCGGGAAAAACGAGUCAGUCGUCAAAGUCCGGGUAGAGGGAGGAGAGGAAGCCGGUACAGACUAGGGUUUCCUGAUCGAAUGGCAUCACCAAUUUCAUCUCCUAUUCCAGGAACUAUUCUUUCAAGACUCCGUCUUGGUCUCGCAACAGCAUCGCCUUUCGCCAAGUUCCUUCUCGUGUUCGGUGCAAUUUUCUACUGUUUCGCUGCCGUGGGUGUAUGGCAGCUGUUCACCGCGUAUUGGUUCUCGUACACCUUCCUCGACGACGCGGACACCGUGCUGAUUCAGCGAGCAAUGGAGACCGAGCGUCAAUUUGUACCGCCUGUCAAUCAGCUGGUUCCCGUUACCGAGUUACCAGCAUCUCUACGGCUUCGCCACCAUCAAAGAAAGGGCCUAGAGGGGGAGGAGGAAGAGGAUUACGAAGACCUAUCACGCCUAAGCCAGCUGUCAAUCCAAGCUCUAGAGAGAAAGGGUGACAGCAAUAAUCGGACGGGUGCAGCCGUGAUCGGGACGAAGCAGCAUUUGCCUUCAUUUACGCCAUCAAAGCUUCUGCCUAAUGGAACGCUGCCUAAAAUCGCCUUCUUAUUCCUCACCCGAGGGCCUCUCCCUCUCCAACCUCUCUGGGAGGAGUUUUUCCAUGGGAACAUGCACCGUGCCUCAGUCUACGUGCAUGCGGCCACAGAGGGCUGGGACGUGAAUGCACAUGUUGGGAAAAACAGCGUUUUUCGGGGGACCCAGAUUCCAGGAAUAAGGAUUGUGAGGGGGAUGCCGUCGAUGAUUCAGGCUACCAGGCGACUUCUAGCAGCAGGGCUUCAGAAUCCAGUCAAUCAGCGGUUCGUCCUGUUGUCAGAGGCCUGCAUUCCCAUCCGGAGCUUCGACUUUAUUUACGAGUACCUCUUUACAGGGGAUAGAAGCUUCCUGGCAGUCCUUCCAGCGCUUCGCUGGUGGAGGUUUCCACGAUAUUUCUGGAUAUUCAUGCCACGUCAGCUGAUCCAUCCGUGGCAGAUCAGGAAGGGGUCUCAAUGGUUUGUGCUGACUCGGCCGCAUGCAGCUUUAGUGGUGGAAGAUAUGAAGUACUAUGUGACCUUUGGCAGGGGCAGGGGGGAGUAUCCUGAUGAGGGCUACAUUCAGACGGUGGUUUGGGGAUACGAUCGGAGAGGGAUUGAGCCACACUCAGUCAUGCAUGUGGACUGGCCACAUUACAAGGCUGAGCAUCCAAGAAUGUACUCAGGGAGCAGUGUGACAACGGCAUUGAUAGAGAGGAUGCAGAGACGGCAUUUUGCAGUUUCGGAGAAUGUCGGUCUUCUGGAUGUGGCCUUCCCUGGUCCAUGCAGAGUUGCAGGGGAGCGUGUUCCGUGCUUUUUGUUUGCACGCAAAUUUGCCCCCUCCACAGUCAGCACUCUAUUAUCCAUGCGAGAUACUCUGGGGUUUUAGAACUCAUUGGAUUCGUUGGCCACAUUAUAACCAAGCCAUCAUGUCGAUGGUUUGUGCUUUGGAUUGGAUUUUGUUUUUCCCCUCGGUUUCUAAAAUAA
Molecule: messenger RNA, 1965 nt
Organism: Closterium sp. NIES-67
Lineage: Eukaryota; Viridiplantae; Streptophyta; Zygnematophyceae; Desmidiales; Closteriaceae
Source: the annotation of a GenBank genome assembly